GAGAGAGAGAGAGCAGAAACAAGAGGAUUAGCUUUGGGGUUUGAGCUAGCUAGCACAAAAUCACGCCUUCCCAUUUCACGCGUGAACCCUCUUUCUCAUGCUACCUCUCCAACAUUAUUCUCAAAACCCAAUAUGCAUAUAUAAGUCAUAAGCCCUCUCCUCUCUAUAGGCCGUCUCUUGCUACCUUCAUUGUAUUUGUAUUCAUCUUGAAGCUACCAGAAACAUGUCUAUUGUGGAGGUGAGAGUUCCAAACCUUGAUUGUGAAGGAUGUGCUUCCAAGGUAAAGAAAGCUCUCUUCAAACUCAAAGGUGUGGAGGAGGUGGAAAUAGAAAUGGAGAUCCAGAAGGUAAUUGUGAGAGGGUAUGGGUUGGAGGAAAAGAAAGUAGUGAAGGCAAUUAAGCGAGCUGGAAAAGCAGCAGAGCCAUGGCCCUUUCCUGGAUACUCUCAUUUUGCCUCAUUUUACAAGUACCCUACCUACAUUGUCAACCAUUAUUAUGACACGUACAAAAAUGAAACCACCACCGGCGUACACACCUUCUUCCACACUCCAUCAGUUUAUUCAGUCGCCGUGGCAUCCGAUGAGGCCAUCGCUUCGCUUUUUAGCGACGACAAUCCACAUGCCUGCGCCAUCAUGUGAUUAAUAGUUUCAAUUUUGAGCGGUUCUUAUUGUUAAUCUUUAAUUUGUUAUAUUGUAAUUUUUGAACUCCCUUUUGUUGCUUCUUAUCCUUAGUCUCGUGCUUUGAUAUGUUUGAGUUGUUCAUUUUCUACAAGAACGUAGUUUAAGAAGCAUGAGCAAGUUUUGUAUUUCGGAAAGAUUGAAUUAUU
Messenger RNA from Prunus avium (sweet cherry), 825 nucleotides. Its product is annotated as Heavy metal transport/detoxification superfamily protein. The record is from RefSeq and is a predicted model, not a curated record. Lineage: Eukaryota; Viridiplantae; Streptophyta; Magnoliopsida; Rosales; Rosaceae. Gene Ontology annotation, molecular function: metal ion binding.